Molecule: messenger RNA, 1049 nt
Organism: Carassius gibelio (silver crucian carp)
Lineage: Eukaryota; Metazoa; Chordata; Actinopteri; Cypriniformes; Cyprinidae
Gene: edil3a
Product: EGF-like repeats and discoidin I-like domains 3a
Exons: 5
Coding region: 507-1034 (175 amino acids)
Biological process (GO): establishment or maintenance of epithelial cell apical/basal polarity; heterophilic cell-cell adhesion
Cellular component (GO): protein-containing complex; plasma membrane
Molecular function (GO): calcium ion binding
Source: RefSeq, a predicted model, not a curated record
UAAUAAAUCUGUGAACGGAAGGGAGGUCAGGACAGUUAAGCCGCUGUACCUGUUCUACAUCAGAGCAAAAAGCGCGUCUUUCCCGGGGAGAAGUCAAAUCCACAGACAGUGCCCCACCCAUUUGGAUUUUGCCGUUCGUUCCGUGUAUUGCAGGCUCCAGGGCUGCUGGGGAGGAGCGAGGCUCGUCUUUAUCAGUAAGACAGCGCCGCUGCUUGAGCGCUACACUGACCGUCUGCCGCGCGCAAUCACCGUUUGAUCGGGACCCGCGCGGAGUCUCUCCGUUAUCUCGCCGCGCGCCACUGCAGCAGAAGGGCAAGAGUAACUCCUGAGAGGAUCACUUGUUUAAUCUCCGCUGACCCUUCCUGGGAGAAAAAAAACACGGACUUAACUGACACCUGUCCUGGGAGAUACUUAGUCGAAGACCUUUUCGUGUACCUCAGAAGUUUUAACCGUCUGUACCGUUCAACGUUUGUAACCUUGGAACUCGUUGCUGCUGUUCGGUGAGGAUGGGACCGUUGCUUGUCUCCAUCGCCCUCUGCGUGCACCUCGCUGUCCCGCAUCUCGUCAAAGCAGAUGGUGAGGAUCCGACUUCAGCAGGACCCUGCCAUCCAAACCCUUGUCACAAUGGAGGCACCUGUGAAAUCAGUGAAACAUUCAGGGGUGACACAUUCAUUGGAUACGUCUGCAAGUGCCCAUCAGGCUUCAACGGAAUCCACUGCCAACACAAUGUUAAUGAAUGUGAAAGAAGUCCCUGUAGAAAUGGGGGGAUCUGCACAGAUCUGGUUGCGAACUAUUCCUGUGAAUGCCCAGGGGAAUAUAUGGGAAGAAACUGCCAGUACAAAUGUUCCGGUCCACUGGGCAUGGAAGGUGGAAUCAUCUCCAACCAGCAGAUAACAGCCUCCUCCACUCACCGAGCUCUCUUCGGCCUCCAGAAAUGGUACCCCUACUUUGCCCGGCUGAAUAAGAAGGGUCUUGUGAACGCCUGGACUGCAGCCGAGAAUGACAGAUGGCCCUGGAUUCAGGUAACAGAUUGACAUGAGCAGAUUAAG